AUGGCGCCGCGUCUUUUAUCCUGUUUCGGCGUCAAAGGAUCUUCAACUUCCACCACCGGAAAAGGCAUCUCAGGACAUAACGCUGCCGUCGUGGCUGCGGAUGUUCCCGCCGGUGACGGACCUGUUCUCGUUCAGCUCUUCUCGUCUCAAGGAUGUAAGACUUCUCCUGAGGCCGAGAUGCUUGUGUCGCGUCUUGGCCGUGGAGAUUUCGACGGUCAGAUCCGUAGUGAAGGUGGAUCUGGUUCUCCGGCGAUGAUUCUUGUUUUCCACGUUGAUUAUUGGGAUUACAUGGGGUGGAAGGAUCGGUAUGGAUCGAGCCAAUGGACGGUGAGGCAAAAGGCCUACAUCGAGGCGUUGAAUCAAGAUACGAUGUUUACUCCGCAGUUUGUGGUUCAAGGUCGCGUCCAGUUCCUUGGCAAUGAGGAAGAGACUCUGCUCAAGUCCAUCGUCGAAGCGCCUAGGUUUCCUUCUCCGGCGUUUCAGGCUACAUUCCAAAGGCCAACUUCAGAAACCCUUCAAGUGUCUCUAACAGGAGCUUUGAGGAUGAAAGUGGACUCGACCGGGAUCGAUAUAAUGGUGGCGCUAUACGAGAACGGACUAGUGACUGAUUGCCCUCGAGGAGAGAACUCGGGAAGAGUCUUGGCCAAUGACUACGUUGUAAGAAAGCUAGAAAAGUUAUGCACAGUAAAAGAUUUAGCGGCCAAGAAAACGAUCUCGGAAACGGCUCAUUUCACGGUAUGGGAUGGGUUCAACAGUGCUAAAUGUGGAGUCGCUGUUUUUCUUCAGAACGCAUCUCUUCAAAUUUUUGGUACGCAGAGUUUUCAAUUGCCUGAUGAGAUUUGACAAAAAAUAAACAAAAGUUCUGAAUCUAUUACAUUUGCCAUUUUGAGUUCAUUCAUAUUUGGUUUAUUAAAUCAUAUGACCUUUUAAAAUGCUGACAAGUGAUGAACAUAGUGUUUCCGAUAUGUCUUAGUUCGAUGCUCUCAACGAAACAUAUUAGUUUUGAUGCAAAUUAAUAAACUCGAAAGAUCAGAUUUGAGUCAUUUGUCCAUGACAUUAAUUGUUAUCCUACUACUUCGUGUUGCUUUACUACUCGGACUCAGUGGCGGAUGUACAUGUACGUGCUGCCCUAUAAAAUAAUUUCAAUUCAUGCAGCUUAUAAACGUUCAAACGUCUUCCACCCACAAAACUUUCUCACGCAUUUGUGUCGUGCCAAUUGAUCUUUUUGUUUUGUUUUUUUUUUUAAAUCUUUUUGGGGGUCUUUUGGUUCCUUCUUGCUAGUUUCUAGCAGACUGGGAUGCAAAAUGUUUGUAUCAGAUUGCUCAUUACAUUGUUAAUGAAAUUCACAUAUUUAUAAAAAAAAACAGUAUUUUUGGGAUGCAAAAGAAGAGAACCAAUCUAAAUUAUUAUGCAUAGAAUCACGUCUACUACUCUAUUAAAACUGAAGUACAAAAUAAUAAUUGUCUAACUUUAAGUGAUUUUUACAUAUUUUUUCAUUCAUUUUUAAACUAAUUCUAACCACUUAAUUUAUUAUUUUUUCUAAAUAAUUUGAAUUCAUUUAUUACAGAAUUACAAAACAUAACUAUUAUAUAUUUUACAUUUUUUUUUUCAAUUUUCUAAACUACUUCAUUGAUUGCAAUUACCAUAAUACAUCGACAUAAUUUAUUUUACGUGUUAACCAUAAUAAUUUCACAAGUUUUGAAUGAAGUUACUCCAUUUCAUGACAAGAAUUUAAACCGGUUAACAAAAAAAAUUUUAUUUGUUUACAUACUUAGUUAGACAAGGAUAUUCAAAGUACAAAUCAGUUUUUCGGGUACUGAUUUUUUUGGAUUUUAAAUUAAACUCCUUUCGAAUAUAAUAAAAUUUCCAGAUGGGUUUGGAAUCAGUUUCUUACAGGUCCAUGUAGGUUCAUAGGAACCUAGUAUUAGACAAAUAAUCUAUAUGUUUAAAAAAGUUACUAAACAAUUCAUAAAAAAUGAAAACCAACACCGCGCGGAUCAAGCUCUAGUAUAUAAUUAAUACGAGAACAUAAUGCUACUUAACACAUUAUUUAUUUAUUUUUAUAAUAUAAAUAAAAAUGACUUAAAACUUAUAAAUAAAUACGUAAAUAUCAAUAUCCAUUCAUAGAAUAUAAUGAUACUUAAUGCAAUUAUUUAUUUAUUUAUCAUAAAUAUAAAUGAUAUAAUUACUUAAAAAUCGUAAACAACAAAAACAAAUAUUUAAAAAUUAUUAUUAUUUAAUUAUUUGUAAAUAUUUAUGUCAAUGCAUGAAAACGGGAAAAUCACCUAGUUUUAAGUAUUUUAGAGAUUUUAGUAGUUUUUAUACCAAUUUUUGGUUCUUUAGAAUAUUUAUAGCUAGUUUAGAUAGUUUGACUAGUCUUUAUAAGAUUGUUUGAAUAGUUUUUAUAUUUUAGAUAUUUUGAUCAAUUUCAUAGUUUCAUUCCAUACCUCUGAAUGAUCUAAGAUAUUGUGUAUAAACAGAUCAGAACCAAAUCUGAGAGUAAUCAAACCGAAUUCGGCAAUAAUAUUUCAUGCACCCAAAAUAUGAAAAACCAGAUUCAAAUCAGAACAGCAAGCAUAUUCCACACUUUGGAUGCUAGAUUGGUUUAGUCUAUAUUGUAUAUGAACAUAAAACCAAAUCGAACGUCAAUAGUUGUUUUUAGUUUACAAAUGUUUUGUUGAUUUUUAUAUGAAAAUCUUGAUUUAAAAUAAAUUUAGAGUACUUUUUUAGUUAAAAGCAAACUAUACAUAUAAUAUAUAUGAAAACCAUGAUGAAUCAUAUGAUACUAUAGUUGGUAAAUAAUAUAAUGUAGUAGUAUAAAAGGAUAAGAUGAUAUAGUGACUUGGUGAAAUGUAGCUACAUUUGUGCGUGAGCUUUUUUUUUGUGUUUAGUGUUUACUAAGCCACACACAAAGUUCAAUUUAUGAACUAGUGGUGACGAUUUUUUAAUACAUAACUAUUUGAUAAUAUUCCCAAUAUAAUAUACAUCUAAAGUUUGAUAUUAUUGUGAAUACCAGGUGUUUUAUAUUCAUUUGUGGAUACAAUAAUAUUUUAUCCGUUUUGGAAAGAUCAAUGUUUGCAAAAAAAUUGUGACAAAAUACAAUUUUUAUACAUUUUAUUAGAUAAUAAUUUCAAAUUGUAAAUUUCAAAAGAAUUAGUUGUGUUUAUAGUAUUUCUAUUGGUUUUAAAUUAUGAAAAAUAACUAAUCACAAAAUACUAUAUAUAAAACAUCAAAACAUACAUAUUUUUGUAACAUAAUUACUAAUAAAAUUGAGAAAGAAGGAAAUGCAAGUAAUGAUGUAAUGAAGUUUGAAAAUCUUUAAAAAGAACAAGAUAAUAAAAGAUUUUUUUUGAAAAUCUUAGUUUAUAUAGUAGUCCUAG
Brassica rapa (field mustard) is the source of this 3380-nucleotide messenger RNA. RefSeq lists its product as uncharacterized. NCBI's taxonomy places the organism in Eukaryota, Viridiplantae, Streptophyta, Magnoliopsida, Brassicales, Brassicaceae. The record is from RefSeq and is a predicted model, not a curated record.